Cydia amplana is the source of this 3229-nucleotide messenger RNA. Its product is annotated as transient receptor potential channel pyrexia-like. Bases 1 to 3219 code for a protein of 1072 amino acids. The record is from RefSeq and is a predicted model, not a curated record. Lineage: Eukaryota; Metazoa; Arthropoda; Insecta; Lepidoptera; Tortricidae. Gene Ontology annotation, cellular component: membrane. Gene Ontology annotation, biological process: monoatomic ion transport; transmembrane transport. The transcript is spliced from 9 exons. Gene Ontology annotation, molecular function: protein binding; monoatomic ion channel activity.
AUGAAUACUAAUUGUCUAGACGUGGAGCAAGGUUUGCUGGAGGUGACGCAGAGCAUCCCGCUGAUACCUCUGCCCUCGAGGAACUCCAACCAUUUCCCGGGACCUGAUGACCCUGAAAGGGAAUCCCUGCUCGAACUAACCGCGCCGGUGUACGGACAGAUGCCACCGCUCCGAACUCCGGACAGUGAACCGACCAGCCCAACUGAGUCAACAUUCAAUGAUACUGUGCGGAAGAGUCAUCUUCCUCGAUAUCAGUUAGGAUGGACGGAACUACACCACGCCAGCGCCAAGAAUCUCGGGUUUCGCAUUCGAGUGCUUCUAAAUGCAGGCCUCGAUCCUAACAUUUGCGAUGACAGAGGCAGGACUGCGCUUGAUGUAGCAGGCUUCGCUCAUUACCGACGGAAAAAAAUAGUUGACUUAGCAGACGUAAUAAGGAUGCUACUAGAAGCAGGCGGCACAUUCAACACAAUGAAGGGAGAGAUAGACAACAUCGACACUCCUCUACACACGUCGGUCGAAAUAAGAUGUCUCCCGUCCAUUCGGUUGUUGCUGGAUGCCGGCGCGUCUGUCAAAUGCCUGAACAGCUCUGGGUAUACGCCGCUACAUCUUUGUGUGAAGCAUAAAAUGGACGAAGCUUUUAAGGUUCUCCUAAGCCACAGAAUCGACGACCUGGAGUCCUUAGCAGAGCGAGCGAACACAAGAGACCACGACGGAGCCACGCUGCUCCAAGCAGCCGUGAUGUCGAGCUGGGUCCCUGGUGUCUGCGAUAUCCUGGACGCUGGAGCCGAUGUCAUGGCUACGUCAAAUCAGCCCUUCCACCGCUUCAAGAAUGUAACGCUGGAUGACGAUCAGAAUCUCAUUUAUCGACUGGAUCAGAUCCACGAAACACCGUUGCAUUUGGCAGCCGAUCACGGCGACAAGGAAAUACUCGAAAUACUCUUAGGCACCAAUGAUGUCAACGUUGAUCUAUUCAAUAAAAUAGAUCAGACGCCACUUUACAUAGCUAUUCGAAGCGGACACCUUGGCUGUGUUAAAACGCUAAUCCGAAAAGGUGCCAAUCUUUACACAGUGACAGGAGAAAAAAGUACCGCUUUGCACGCAGCCGUACAAUUUGGCGACAAGAAAAUUGUAGAUUACAUACUCAGUUACGACGACGAUGCUACACGUACGAUGAUAAAUUCAUUCGACAAUCGCGGCUACGCUCCGGUGCACAUUGCUGCAAUGAAUAAUCGUCUUGAAUGCAUUAAGAUGUUGUACUACAAGAAAGCAAAUUUAAGACUCAAAACUAAAGGCGAGUUCAUAGCAGAUUGGACGCCUUUACAAAUAGCCGCUUCUAAAAAUUGUCCAGAUGUAGUUGGAGCUUUAAUGGACAUCGAUCCAGAAGCCAUUGACGACAUUGAUCACAAAGGGCGUUCUGCUUUGAACUUAGCCGCUGACCGAUGCCAUCGAGAAGUAGUUUCAACAAUAUUACGCAAGGGUGCUGUUUUAUCCAACCCUUCUGAAUACCGAAAUAAAAGAAAAAAGACUGUUAUAGAAACUAUAGCAACGAAGCUUCCCAAUGCGACACAAUUUUUUGAAGAAGUAUUUGAUGAAUUUAUCGAAUCUAAAUUACCAGAAUUAGGUGAAGCUGGCUGUGAGAUUAGUAUAGAUUACGGGGUCCUGUUAAAAGAUCAUGAGACCAGUCAAAUUAAAGUAUUAGAGGAACUAGUCAGAUGUAAUCAGAAAAAUAUCCUCAAGCAUCCAUUGAUUGAGAGUCUCAUUUAUUUAAAAUGGAUCACUUUGGUGCCGUUCUUUUACGUGAUUGUAGCAAUUUACACCAUAUUUGUUUUAACACUAAACUUUGUCUUAAUAGUUAAUUUCUGUGAUAAAGAAAAGAAUAACUAUAUGAGUAGCAAUCUGCUCUAUGCUCCGACACUUUUGGUCAUCAUUCAGGAACUCCUAUUCAUAUACGUUAAAAGGCUACAUUAUCUCACUUGCUUGGAGAAUUGGGUAAAAUUUGGCUCAAUAGUCCUGACACUUGUACUGCUCUUUACUGAGGAAGAUCAGUGGCUCGAGCACGAAUCUCUAAGACACGUGGCUACUGGAGCUCUGCUUCUGACGUGGGCUUAUAUGAUGUACCUGCUCUCUAGGUUCCCAUACUGGGGAUAUUAUCUACAGAUGUUCAGUAAAGUUGCUACUAACUUCUUUAAGAUAUUGCUGACAUGCGCCUUCCUACUCAUUGCUUUUGCACUAAGUUUCAUGGUUCAAUAUCACGCGUACCCCCCUUUUGAUGGGCCAUGGGCGGCUUUUGUGAAGACAGUCGCCAUGAUGACGUCAGAGUUUGACUACAGUGCAUUAUUUAAGGAACCCAACGUAACCCAAGCUAGACCAUUAAGGCGUAUUAGGGCAAAUGUGUCAGCGCUUGUCAAUGGAACAAAUCUUGUGAAUUCUACAAACCAUGCCAAUGCGUCAAACCUUGCUAACUCGUCGCAUCAGUAUUUCCGAAACUUCCAUACCGAACAGUUUUCAUACACAAAGACAAUAGACCAUAUGUUAUUUGUACUGUUCUUGAUUUUGGUAUCAAUGGUAUUUGUGAACUUCUUAAUAGGUGUGGCAGUAAGUGACGUGGCAGAUCUGAAAAUGGUCGGGGAUGUUAGAAGAUUAAAGAAACAAGUGAAUUUCUUAAGCCAUCUAGAUGCCUUCGUAUUUGGAGGCGUAUUUAAAAGUUUGGUUCAUAAGAAAUUUCACUGUAGAAGAUUUAUAAGAAAAAUCUAUAUAAGACCUUGUAUUAUAAAGCAUUGGGAGGUAUGUUAUGAAGUCCUUGCAGAUGCCGAUGAACCGCAUUAUUUUGCCAAAGAACAAUCUCUACCACCUCAUAUUUUAGACUCUAUAUUGCAUAAAGUAAAGACAAAAUACCAGCAAAAAGAACGAGAAGCCAGUAAGAAAAUGUACAGAGAUCAAAUGGACAUGCUUUUCAAGACUAUAGUAACUGAUGAUAGGUAUUCCUUAACUGAAUUAAUAGAGAAUUCAAAAGUCGAAAAGGGGAUGGAGAUACGGACAAAGUUUGGAGACAUAAUGAGUCGUUUGGAAGAAUUGGCUACUGCAAUUAAUGAUGUCAAGGACCAAGUGAAGGAUAUAGGAAAGAAUCAACACAGCGUUUCUGAUAAAAAUACUCAGACGGAAAAUUCCGGUGAUAAUAAGAGAUUUGUGCUCAAAUUAAAGAAUAAGAGUGUUAGCUAAGCAAUUUUGC